This is a messenger RNA of Lepidothrix coronata (blue-crowned manakin), 1723 nucleotides long. It is a transcript of the gene NKAIN3, whose product is annotated as Na+/K+ transporting ATPase interacting 3. The coding region runs from base 225 to 854 and encodes 209 amino acids. The record is from RefSeq and is a predicted model, not a curated record. Gene Ontology annotation, biological process: regulation of sodium ion transport. The transcript is spliced from 7 exons. Lineage: Eukaryota; Metazoa; Chordata; Aves; Passeriformes; Pipridae.
UCUGCUGCCGCCAGCUCCCAUCCCCGGGGCCGUGCCGACCUCGGCGCGCUACUUCCCGCCGCUGAGAAGCCCCUCCACAAAGGAGGGAGGCAGCGGGAGGCGGGGGACACACGCACGCCCGGCCGCUCCGUCCGGAUGCGGUGAGCCCCCCGCCUCGCCUCCGGGGCCGCGUCAGCGCGGGAGGGAAGAAGAGGAGCAGCGGCGGCGGCUCUCCGGCUGCCACCAUGGGCUGCUGCACGGGGCGCUGCACGCUGAUCUUCCUCUGCUCGCUGCAGCUGCUGGCAGCAUUAGAGAGGCAGAUCUUUGACUUCCUUGGUUUCCAAUGGGCUCCUAUCCUUGGCAAUUUCCUACAAAUAAUAGUUGUCAUUUUGGGUUUGUUUGGAACCAUCCAAUUUAGGCCUCGUUAUAUAGUUGUGUACACGGUGUGGACUGCCCUGUGGGUCACCUGGAAUGUUUUCAUUAUCUGCUUCUAUUUGGAAGUAGGCGGACUUUCCAAGGAAACGGAUCUCAUGACCUUUAACAUCUCAAUGCACCGCUCUUGGUGGCGGGAACAUGGACCCGGCUGUAUACGAAGGGUGGUUCGUCCUUCUGCCCCUGGUGUCCUAGAGGAUUACUCCUACGUCUCCGUGACAGGCUGCAUCAUUGAUUUCCAGUACCUAGAGGUCAUUCACAGUGCUAUCCAAAUACUCCUCUCUCUGAUUGGAUUUGUGUAUGCCUGUUACGUGAUCAGUAUUUUCAUGGAGGAGGAGGACAGCUUUGAUUUCAUAGGCGGACUUGACACAUACUCCUACCGACAGCCCCCCCAGGAACAUGUUGAGUUAAAGCCUGUAAAGCCUAUAGGUCGAAGUAAGUAAUGAACAUGGACUCAAGACUUCUGCUGCUGUAGCUGAAGAAACAGAUUUUAGAAGACAAGACUUGUGACUCAUCGUUCUGGAAGAAACCCACCAUCCGUUCCUCACGGCAUGUGGAACGUUCUUCCCACAGGCUCAGUGUCAUUAUCUGCGUUGUUAUUUCGUAGAUCUUUGUAGAUGAUCUUGAAUUUCUGAUUACUUAUAAGGACACUUGUAAAUUGUAAAUUUUUUUCUUUUUUAAUUUCAAUAUUUUUACAACGUUUAGUGUUGAGGCAUGAAAACAAAACAACCUGUGAAAACUAGAAGGGUGUGUCUUUCUAAACAAUGUCAGUAUUUUUUGACUGAUAGGAUCAUACUGUGCCUGGUCAAGAUUGUGUAAAUUAACAGUAGUUUUGACUCCAAAAUAUGCAGCAGGAGUCAAAUCCUAACAGUGUGCAAGAGAUCAUUUCAAUGCUAUAUUUAGAAUUCACAAUGUCCACUCCUUGCAUUGUUUGAACUGCUGAAUGCGGUAGGAAUUGAUCUAUGACUCUUCUUACCCAGAUGUUCAAGCACUAACAUACUCACCUAAUUAUAGCAAUUCAGAUAUGAUUCCUUUUCCUUUCAUAGUCUCUUUUGCCCUGAAUCCACCACCAGAAGCUAUCUCUGAUUUGAAGAGAAGUAGGACGACUGCUCUAUGGGUGUCAGUCUCUAGGAACCUUUACAUCCAGGGCUGUUUAGAUGUCUGUGAUUUGCACAUUUUUAAACUCCUUUCCUCCCUUCUCCCAGGAAGAAGCCAAGCAUGAAUGUACAGUACAAGGUACCAACUGAAGCCUUAGAAGCCUCUGGGGACUAAUUUUCCUCUUAAUUUAAAAGUAAACAAGCAAAACUGAAAA